GUGAGAAACUGAAGCAUUUGCAUGAGGAAAUGUGUGUUUGGGGAGAGUCAGCCUGUGAGGACCACAUGACAAGGCAAGAAGAUUCCAUGUCAUAUUGUCUAUCCACGUUUCUAUGUCUCUACCAUUGUAUCCAUCUAUCUAUGUAACUACGUAUUUAUCUAUGUAUCCAUCUAUAUAUGUAACUAUCUAGCUAUCUAUGUAUCCAUCUAUGUAACUAAGUAUCAAUUCAACUCUAUAUGUUUAAGCAUCUAUAUAUCUAUGUAUGUUAGUAUCUGUGUAUGUCUCUAUGUCUCUAAGUGUCUAUGUGACUAUCUUGAUAUCCAUCUAUGCAUCUAUGUAUCUACCUAUGACAAUAUCUGUUUGUGUAUCUGUGCUACUGUACUUCUAUAUUUCUGAGUAUCUAUAUGUCAUCCAUCCAUCAUUCUGUCGUCUGUGUCUGUCAAUGAUGAAUUACUUGUAUGUGGCUUUCAUCUGGGCACGGCCUCAGCCUGGUGAGGAAACAUCUCACUAGCAAUGCCUCCCGGAAAUGAUGGCCUCUCAGGUUCUUCAAAUUGGGGAACAUGGGCCUGGGAGCAGCCACACUCCCUUCCUGGCAGACCACGGAAAUGAGCCCCUGACCUGGCCCCUGCACACUUCCUGACUGGCCGAGCCCUGGCUUGCCUCACCGGGCACAAGGGCAGAGAAGCGGUUGAGAGGCUGGCGCUCAUGUACCCCCAUCUCACCACCCUCCUGGGCCUGGGGCUCUGUCUGGGCCAGGUGAUCCACAUGCAGGAGGGGGCCCUGCCCAAACCCUCCCUCAGGGCUGAACCAGGCCCUGUGGUCCCCUGGAAACGGCCUGUGACCUUCGUGUGCCAGGGCCCAGCUGAGGCUAAGGUAUGUCUCCUGGACAAGGAUGGAAGACGUAUACACAAUUUUCAGGACAGUGUGCCACUAGAUGGCUCACAGGAGACAGAGGCCAGGUUCUUCUUCCCUGUGGCGAGUGAAGACACUGCUGGGAGUUACCGCUGCCUCUGUCUGACCCAGUUCGGCUUGUCUGAGCGCAGUGAGCCCCUGCAGCUGCAGGUGACAGAGGAGGAUGCCACUCGGUCCUCAGGGCCCCUGCCCAAACCCUCCUUCAGGGCCGAGCCAGGCCCUGUGAUCUCCCAGGGACGGCCUGUGACCUUCGUGUGCCAGGUCGCCGCUGAGGCUAAGGUAUGCCACCUGGUGAAGGAUGGAAGACGUAUACACCAUUAUCAGGACAGUGUGCCUCAAGGUGGCUCACAGGGGACAGAGGCCAGAUUCCUCAUCCCCGUGGUGAGUGAAGAAACUGCUGGGCAUUAUCGCUGUUUCUGUCUUACCCAGUCCAGCUCGUCUGAGCUCAGUGAGCCCCUGCAGCUGCAGGUGACAGAAGAGGAUGACUUCACUCCGCCCUCAGGCCCCGCCUCCCGGGAUUACACGGUGGAGAACAGUAUCCGCUUGGGCCUGGCAGGCGUGGUCUUGCUGAUCCUGGUGGCGAUUCUGGUGGAAGCUGGGCUCAGCCAGCGCAGGUCCCCACAGGGACCACAGGAAUAAAGGCAAAGGAGCCCCCCGAAGAUAGGGGGCUGCAGGGCCACAGCAAGGUCCUCCCCGAGGGCCCAGAGGCUCAUGCUGGAGC
This is a messenger RNA of Myotis daubentonii (Daubenton's bat), 1633 nucleotides long. Its product is annotated as leukocyte immunoglobulin-like receptor subfamily B member 4. The transcript has 5 exons. Gene Ontology annotation, biological process: immune response-regulating signaling pathway. The record is from RefSeq and is a predicted model, not a curated record. Gene Ontology annotation, cellular component: plasma membrane. The coding region runs from base 706 to 1551 and encodes 281 amino acids. NCBI's taxonomy places the organism in Eukaryota, Metazoa, Chordata, Mammalia, Chiroptera, Vespertilionidae.